GUUCUGCGGCUCUGGCUCGUUGGCUCUCACCUCCCGCUCACACCGCACAGCCCUCACUUGCAGACCUUUUCGGCUGACCUCAGCGCCCUGUUCUUUUUCCGUGCCAGCGUGUCGCACUUUUCCCAAACCAGCUCCCUCAACCUAUAUUCCUUUCAUCCUCUCUUUUUUCGAACCACGUCCAGUUUUGAUUCAUCCUUUGCGCUGGGAUAACUCCCGACCAGUAACUCUUUCCUAGAGCUUCGCUAUUGGCCGCUCGUCCUGGAGCCAGACUUUGUUCGAAAUUACGUUCAGCUAGCGACGCGAGACUGAAUAACACAUUUACAUGAAAUGGCGGCGAUUGUGCAUCUCCAGAUGCCGGUCUUUGAAGCGAGCGCAGCAGCAGACCCUGGAAUCCGUCUGUUCGGGCGGACGAUUGAGGCCACCACGAGCCAGAGCGACUCGCCUCGCGCGUCGGUAUCUGGCGAAUCGAGGCGAACCAAUGGUGGUCAGGAGGAUGACACCGCCGAAACUGCCGGAUCUUCCGCCGUGACUUCCGCAGCCUCUCAGCAGCAAUGCCGCGGACUGGAUGCGAUACUAGCCGCGGCAAUGGAGGGCCAAGCAGCGGCCGGCAAGCCAAGCAUGAAAGGCCAAACCGGCGGCAUCGCGGCGUGCUCGAGCCUGAAAAGCCAAGUCGACGAUGAGAGCGACGGCGAGCGGCGCUCAGGGAACGGCGCGACGGAGAGCGAGGAUGAACAUAUCGAGGACGAGGGGGUGAAUAACGCCGGAUGCAGAAAUCAUUCGGAGCAGGACGACCAGGAUAGCGACGGAGCAGGGGAUAGCGACGGAGCCGGCGAUAGCGGCGUGGACGAGCAAACGGAGCAGGGACAGCCGGGGCAGGUGCAACCGCAACUGGAGCAGCAAACGGCAAAGCAACAGUCCACCUGCGACGAGCAGCAACAGCAGCAGCAGCAGGAGGAGACUUGUGACCAGCCGCAGCAGCUGGAGCAGCUAUCGCCGCAGCGGUCGCAGCAGCAGCAGGAGCAGCAGUCAGAGCAGCAGUCGCUGAAGCGGCCGACGGAGAAGCUUCCUUGCCCGCGGUGCGCGAGUUUGGACACCAAGUUCUGCUACUACAACAACUACAACGCCUCCCAGCCGCGCCACUUCUGCAAGGCCUGCCAGCGCUACUGGACCGCCGGCGGAACGCUCCGCAACGUCCCCGUCGGCUCGGGCCGGCGCAAGGGCAAGGCCCCCGCGGGCGCCGCCACCGUCGCCGCCGUCGCUGCGGGUGUCGCUGGGCCCGCAGGAAAUUCACAGCCGGCCGGCGUGGCGGUUGCCGGUCCGUUCGGGUUCUGCUCGCCGAUUGGUCGCAGCUGCAGCCCGGACGGCAGCAGCAUCACUGGAUUGACCGGCUUGACCGGACUGACCGCAUUGAGUGCCGGAGUGAGCGGCGGGUUGACCGGAAUGGCCAGUCCGGGGGCUGAAGUGCUGAGUCCGAGCUCCCCCGCCGCUGCCGCCGCCGCCGCCGCCGCCGCAAUGGCCGCCGCAUCUGCCGCCGCCGCAGCCGUCGCGGGGUCUUCUCGCUGGGGCAUCGACCCCGCUGUCGUUUCUACGGAUGCUGGGACUAAUGCUGGAUCGAGUCUAUUUACCGGCGGCUUACCGUACGGCCAGUUUGUGCCGUCUAAUUUGCCGACGCAUCUGCCGGCGCACCUGCCGGUGCACGUACCUCCGCAUAUGGCGGGUGACGCCAGCGCCGCUCUCCGCCAAAUGGGGCUUCCUUCCGCCUUUUCCGCCCCCACCGGCGCAACUUCCGCCUCGCCGCCUGGGGCGCCGAACGCGCAGGGAACAUCGGGAGCAGCGGGAGCGGUGGGAGCGGUUCACUCGUUCCCCUACUCGCCCGUCGAAUUCCAUGGGAGGAUGGGCGGAAACCCGGGGGGUUUGGCGGCGCUUUACCCGUGGAGAUUCGCCGCGGUUCCUCCCUUCGCGCAAGGUCAGGCGCAGGCUUCCGCCGAGGCUACGCUUUCUCUCCCUGGACUUCCCAACUUAUCCACGCCUGGCGCGAGCCCCUCCGCGCACUCCCCGCUUCUCGUGUCCGCGCCCGUACCUUCUCCUUGGUCCCCGUACAUGGGCGUGUAUCAUCCCGGGCCCGGCGUUCUUCUGCCUGCGUCCGCGCAGCAUCCCCCGAGCGCUUCCCCCUUCGCUCCCCCCUUCAACAUGCCUGCUUUUCCGCCAGGCGCGCUUGGGCCCUGGUCUUCCACGGGCUUCCCCAAUGCGCCCAGCCCUCACUCCGCGCAGCUUCCCCCUCAUCCGCCCAUGGACCUAUCCCGCCCAGGAGGAACCCUUUCCCCCUGGUCCGCCGUUCCCCCCCACCCCCCAACUGCUUCCGCCACUGCCGCUGCUGCAGCUGGUGCUAUGGCUGCUCGUCUCCCCUCUGCUUCGGUCCCUGCUUCGGUUGGAGGUCCGGUGCCAUCCGGAGCUUCGUUCCAGUGGUGGCAGGUCCCAGGCGCAGGAGCAGGCUCGGCAGCUGCCGGACCUGAUGGUCUGCCCGUGCCUGGUGUUGCAGGGGGAAAUGGAGGGGGAGAGGGGGGCACUCAGAUGGAGGGGAUCUGUGGGAAGAGAGCAAGAGAUGGCGAGGGGGUUCCGAGUGGGGGUGAUGGUGCUGUGGUUGACUUCCUGAACAAGCGGCAAAGAGAGUGCUGAGUCGGAGUUGGAUGGUUUAUCUUGCGGUUCAGUGCGGUGGUGUGCCCACAUGCAACUCUGAUAUACUCGUUACAAAGUAACUAGAGUAUGUACUCCUAAGUGCAGGCGUCUACAGAGAGGCCCAUCUGGCAUGGCUUUUAAAUACAGGUGUUUUGUGCUUAUAAUUCUACUGGUUUGCCUUGCGUAAUGUUCUUGACUCCUCCCGAAGGUAACUGUUUCUGGUCUAACUAAUAAAAUGGCUUGUACUUU
Molecule: messenger RNA, 2925 nt
Organism: Closterium sp. NIES-67
Lineage: Eukaryota; Viridiplantae; Streptophyta; Zygnematophyceae; Desmidiales; Closteriaceae
Source: the annotation of a GenBank genome assembly